GAGAUGCUGUUUUCUGUAGGUGUUUAAGGUCAGAUCACGUGCAAAGCAGAGUAAUGCCAAGAGGAAGGAGAAUUGUUUAGACGCUGCCAGUGAAAUAAUCCAGGAGGCAGAGGUGUUUAAGGUCAGAUCACGUGCAAAGCAGAGUAAUGCCAAGAGGAAGGAGGAUUGUUUAGAAGCUGCCAAAGAAAUAAUUCAGGAGGAAAAAGUGUUUAAGGUCAGAUCCUGUGCAAAGCAGAGUAAUGCCAAGAGAAAGGAGGAUCGUUUAGACGCUGACAGUGAAAUAAUCCAGGAGACACAGGUAAUUAAGGUCAAAUCACGUGCAAAGCAGAUUAACUCCAAGAGGAUGGAGGAUUGUUUCAGCUCUGACGGUGAAAUAAUUCAGGAUGCACAGGUCUAUUUACCUGAGGAGAGAUUAGAGGAAAUGAGCAGCUCCACAACUCAGCAGUUCAACAAAACCGGAGAGGAGGCCAAUGGGGUCCCAAAAAAACGAAAAGGAAAGACAACUUUACAGCUGGAAACAGGGGUGACACGGGGGUCAAGGAAGACCAAAGGUGCUGCGCCUGCUAUCAUCCCAAAAUCAACACAUUUCACUCCCAGAUCACAUUCACCGGAGUCUCUGUCUCCUGAAGGACUGACAGAAAUCCAGACAGGAUUAGCAUUGGAAGCAGACAUGGGUCAUUCAAAGAACGCAGGUGGAAGAGAAGAUUCACAACACACCCUGGUGGAGAAAGUAAAGAAAAAUAAAAAGCUUGAUAAGCAAACAGUCAAAUCAAAGGGGAAGACCGUUCAAAUUCACAAAGACAUCGAGACCCAGAAUACCAGCGUCCCCGACGAUCCCACUUCUACCUCAAAGAAAAAGAAAAAGAAAACAGAAAAACAGAAAAUAGAAGAGGCUGAGGAAGAAGAAAAGGAAAAGCCUGAAAAAGCCCAGAACUCAAUAGUUAAAGUUAAAAAGAAGAAGAAAAAGGAUCAACCAGCAUUUGUUGUUGGAAAACCUCGGCCACAGGAAGCUGAGAGGAUGACAAAUCCAGUGGAUGAGCCUGAGAGACAGAUGACCCUUCAGAGAGAGGUGACAACUCACGACACAGCGGAUGACCAACAACAAAACACUGAGAACACAGAAGAACAAACCUAUGUUGACUCUGGAGACGACAUGGAUGCUGACACAGACUCAGACACAGAGAGUACAGACACACAUGAAGACUCUCCCAGAUCAGUUUACAGCACUCAAAGAUCGCAGAACUCACGCAUUACAGCACGUUCAGAUGCCAGCAUUCACAGACUCUCACAGAACUCCACCAGAACCAGCUCAAUGGGGGUGGCAGCCCACUGCGGCCCGUGCAGCCCAGCACCCCUGUCCCUCAUCCACCUGCCUCCUCAGUCAGUACACCCUCCUGCCUCAGACCCCACCAAAACUGAGACAGGCAAUGAUGUUAAAAGCAGUGAGGUGCCAACUAACCAAACAGACAAAAAAGCUGCAGCGCUGGCUGAAAAGGCAGAGCGUCGUCGUCUGGAGGUGGAGAAGAAACGGAGGGAGAGAGAGGAGGAAAAGAAGAGACAGCAAGAAAAAGAAGCGACAGAAGAAAUGAUGAGGCUGGAACUGGAAGAAGAACAGAGGAUGAGAGCAGAGGAAGCGAGGUUACGGAAGAUUAGAGAAGAAGAUGAGAGUCGAAGAAGGCAAGAGGAGGAGAUGGAGAGACAGAGGAGAGAGCAGGCAGAGAAGGACAGAGAAAGAAGACAACACGAGGAGAAGAAGAGGCUGCUGGAACGGCUCCAGAGAGAAAGACAGGAAAAGGAGAAACGGCAGGCUGCUGAACUGGAACGCCAGCGUUUGGAAGAGGAAGCUCGUAAGGAGGAGGAGCGCAGGAAGCUGUCAGAGAUGGAUGAUGCUGAGAGACUGGAGUACCUGCGAAAACAGCAGGAGGAGGAGGAGGAGAGAAGGAAAGCUGCUGAGGAGAGGAGGAGAAAGGAGGAGGAAGCAGCGAUGCACGCUGAACAGGAGGCCAGACUGCACGCUGAGCUGUUUGCCAGGCAGAGGGCAGCACUGGAGCAGCAGUUAACGUUUCACAGGGGUCUUUUUGUGGAGGCAAAAGGGCUUGAGCAGACGCAGGAUAUUUCCCGUCCCUGGCUUUUCUCCUAUUUCACCCUGUUGAAGCUGCUUGGCUUGGCUGAGCCCACAUCUGAGGACACACUCAACGAUGUGCUGUGAUUCCUUCUUUUGACCCUCACCACACCAGCGCUUACAGCUAGUAUUUCAGUUAUGUGAACAAUCUGCCACAUGUGGAAAUCUGCUGGAUUGCUCACAUCAUUUCAGAUGUCAUAUGACUCAUAUCAGCACUUUUGAAUUGCGCCUGCUCAAACCGGAUUUUUCUUCAUUUCUGUCUAAAAAUUUAGUCCUAGCCCAAUGCAUACCCCUAAACCUAACCCUUCCCAUAAUUAUCCCUAAAAUCAGAGGGAAUUGAUAGGUGAAUAACAUGUAGAAGCACCUAACUCUGGUUGUAAGUCUAAACUUGACAUAAAAUAAACUUGUCCCUCAAACCUGA
Messenger RNA from Rhinichthys klamathensis goyatoka, 2543 nucleotides. RefSeq lists its product as uncharacterized. NCBI's taxonomy places the organism in Eukaryota, Metazoa, Chordata, Actinopteri, Cypriniformes, Leuciscidae. The record is from RefSeq and is a predicted model, not a curated record. The transcript has 13 exons. The coding region runs from base 344 to 2209 and encodes 621 amino acids.